AUGAAGUAUCAUGCUGCAUACAACUUACGGCGUGAGUGGAAGGUGACGAAAGAGAAACUGGAAAAACGCCCUACAAAACACACCGAACCCGCUCAGCUGUUCAACGUGCGCAAAUCUCAGCAUGGAGCCCAUUGCGCCGAGUUUCUUAGGAAGCCUGUGUGGUUCGUCAGACCACCGGGAAACGACGACACCCAAGGCAAAGGGCAUGCGCGAGACCUUUGGCAGGCUGUCUCCAAGUCCAACAGGGAUUUUUACGUCUUCUCGGCUCACUAUGACGUCAAAGGUACGACGUUCUGGGAUAGCGGCAGGGCGAUUGCUCCAGUUGUCAGGAUUAUUGGCGUGUCAAGGAAAAAGCUGUUGGACAAACCUCUGUUUUGUCAGAUGUGGUUCAACCAAACAGAUCAACUCCGAGUAGAACAGGCUAUCUUAUCUGGGAUUCCAGAGGGACACGACAAAAACUAUUCGGCUGUCUUCUUCCUCUGUCCUCUGUGGAUACCCGGACUAGCUCCAUACGCCGUUUCCUUGGUGACAGCGCAAUGUUCCAAGCCUUACAACCUGAUGUACGUUCACGAGUCUCCAAGGAAACAGCUUCCGGCCAAGGAUUUCACAGUUUGUGUCAGUCCGCUGAACAGGCGGUAUAACAGAGUGAACGAGUUGGUGCAGAUGAUUGAAUUCAACCGGCUAUUUGGGGCAGACUUCUUCGUCUUCUAUAACUUCAGUACUGGUCCAAAUGUAGAUAAAGUUUUAAAUCAAUACGCCAAAGAGGGACUGGUCCAAAUUGUCCAAUGGCAUGUGCCUUUAGAAAUGGACACCUGGCCACAAAUAAAUGAAGUUGAGAUUCAUUAUUUCGGGCAGUUGGCCGCCCUGAACGACUGCUUGUAUCGGAACAUGCAUUCCAGCAAAUUUCUGGUGUUUUCUGACAUGGAUGAACUUAUUGUACCAAGGAAGCACAAAUACUGGUCCGCCAUGUUGGAUGCUCUACCGGAAACCAAUGUGUACCAUUUCCGGUGUACGUUUUUCAGACGCGAUUGGCCUGAAUCCACUGAUAAUUUCACCCAACUGUCAACAGCUAAACGCUUGAAACUCGACUAUUUGUUGACGCUGGAUCGCGAAUCCACCAUUCUGCCGAUUUACUCCCGAUCCAAGUUUAUUUUGGAGCCAGGCAAUGUGGAAAUUGUGGGAAUUCACAACAUCUGGGCCGUACGUUCAGGAGCUCAACGAGAGCACAUUGUUGAUCCCACUGUUGGGCUAUUACAUCAUUACCGGAAAUUGGAACAAUCCGCAAACCGGACACAUGAUCCAGCCAUUCUUGACUUUGCCAAUAAUCUUGUACAUAGAGCAAAAGAGAGAUGGCUAAUUCUGCAAAAUAUGACGAUUCGAGAAACUCAUUUAUCUGAUAAAAAUGACUUAUAG
Molecule: messenger RNA, 1413 nt
Organism: Liolophura sinensis
Lineage: Eukaryota; Metazoa; Mollusca; Polyplacophora; Chitonida; Chitonidae
Exons: 2
Coding region: 1-1413 (470 amino acids)
Cellular component (GO): cytoplasm
Molecular function (GO): glycosyltransferase activity
Source: RefSeq, a predicted model, not a curated record